AUGGCAUCUAAACCUGCUGUGCACGACCUGAUCAGCCUUUUCGAGGCCAUUGAAACCAGCGAGUUCAAGAUGGACGAACAGAGACGCAAUCCGGGCCAGCUGCUGCCCUCGCCAUGGACGGAGAUGAUGCCGUCGUUGACCAUUCCAUUCUCGCCCAAGUCGACCGUCGACAGCGAGGUUGACUCUGACCGUCCGUCGCCGUUGACCUCAGCAACCUCCAGUCCAGCAUCUUCUCCCACUUCAAGCCCCAUCAGUGCCUCUCCACGCCAGAACAGAUUCACAUCCUCGCUCCGUCGAAUCGGCAGCCGAAGCAAGAAGUGCUGCUCGUCAUCCUCCCUCGGCCUGGGGACGAUCCUACUACGCCGUCGUCCGUCCACUGUCGACCUGGCCCUCACCGAGGAGCGUUAUAGGUGCAGUGAGGACUCUGUUGAGAGACGUGGACUCGGCCUGUUGGAACCACGCCCGGUAGACCCCAUGCCAUUCAUGUCGGACGCCCAUAACGACUCGAAUAACCUGUCGAGGUUCAGCCUCGACCUAAGAGAGCCUUCCAUGCUAUCACAAACUUCAGCUCGCCAGUCCCCGCGGUUCGUCAUGGGAGGAAUCGUCGAGGUCAUGGAGGGCGCAGCUUAA
Molecule: messenger RNA, 630 nt
Organism: Microsporum canis CBS 113480
Lineage: Eukaryota; Fungi; Ascomycota; Eurotiomycetes; Onygenales; Arthrodermataceae
Exons: 1
Coding region: 1-630 (209 amino acids)
Source: RefSeq, a predicted model, not a curated record